AACGAUCCUGAAUAGAUGUCGUUAGAUGUCGACACAGGGGAUUUUAAAUAUGCAAUUAUUAUGAGUAAGUGUGUCGAUCUAAGUUUCAUGCGAUUCACUUCGCAGAAGGGUAAAGUAAAGCUGUGUUUGCGCAGGGCCGUUGCGCAGUCAGUCAAGAACAGUCCACGGGCGAGAGUAGUGGGGCUGCUCAGAAGAAAGAUGGCCGCCACCAGCGAGGAACGGAGUGUUAUGGAGGUUUCUCAGACGAAUCCCGGGCAAAGCCAGCCCGUCGAUCCUCUAAAGCUACUUUAUCCGAUGGUAAACGAGGAGGAGACACCGCUGCCAAGGUCGUGGAGUUCCAAGGACAAGUACACUUUCAUCGGCCUCUCGAAAAACAACCUUCGUGUUCACUACAAAGGCUAUGGGAAAACUCACAAAGAUGCAGCCAGUGUUCGUACAACACACUCAAUACCGGCAGCUUGUGGUCUCUAUUACUUCGAGGUGAAGAUCGUCAGUAAAGGUAGAGACGGGUACAUGGGAGUUGGCCUUUCUGCACAUGGAGUAAACGUGAACAGGCUGCCAGGUUGGGACAGGCUCUCUUACGGGUACCACGCCGAUGAUGGGCACAGCUUCUGUUCUUCUGGAACAGGACAACCAUAUGGGCCAACAUUCACUACCGGCGACGUAAUCGGCUGCGGUGUGAAUCUUGUUAAUAACACUGUCUUUUAUACAAAGAACGGACACCAUCUUGGUAUAGCAUUCACUGAACUUCCGCCAAAUUUGUAUCCAACGGUGGGUCUUCAAACACCAGGAGAAGUGGUGGAGGCAAAUUUCGGACAAGAACCGUUUGUGUUUGAUAUUGACGACAUGCUUAACGAACUCCGUGUUAGAACAAGGUUGCAAAUCAUAAACCAUCCCACGCCAGAUCACGGUCAGUGGCAAGCAGUUCUCCACAAAAUGGUAUCAACAUAUUUAGUCCAUCACGGUUAUUGUGCCACUGCCGAAGCAUUUGCUAACAGUACUGGUCAAGUAUUGGAGGAAGACUUUAAUUCUAUAAAAAACAGGCAAAGAAUUCUAAAAUUGGUACUGGCAGGUAGAAUGGGGGAGGCCAUAGAGUUGACGAGUCGAUUAUAUCCAGGUCUUCUCGAGAGAGACUCGAAUCUUCUUUUCGCCUUAAAGUGUCGACAGUUCGUUGAAAUGGUGAACGGCAGCGACUCCGAGGUCUAUCAGAAUUCCAACAUUAAUCAAACUAGCGUUAUACAGUCCACGAAGGCUUACACCAAGUCCUCGACGAACGGCAACGUCGAGGAAAUGAACAUUAACAACGCGAUCAAUGGCUCCAGCGAGCAACAGUUUGUCAACGGGCAGAUCGAGGACGAUGUAGAUAUGGAAGAGAAUAUCGUGAACGGUGUCAGAAACAAUAACGGCUAUCAGAACGGCGAUCUGAAUACAAACGGGUACAAAUGUCAGAACGGAGAGGACGUUGACAUGGAGAUCGACAAUACUAAUCAAACCCAUCAGCAACAAAAUGGCAGUUGCAGUCCAGAGAACACAUCGAACAAGGGCAACAAGAAACAACUCUGCGGCGGUGACAAACAAGCGAUCGAGAAAAUGUUAGAAUUCGGCAGACAGCUCUACUCUCAGUCGCUACAUCUACGACAACAAGACGGGAAAAGCGAAAGUAAUAAAAAGAUGCUGCACGAUGCGUUCAGUCUUCUUGCUUAUGCGAAUCCGUGGGACUCGCCGGUCGGAUGGCAGCUUGAUCCCCAACAAAGGGAGACCGUUUGCGCAAGACUCAAUUCCGCCAUCCUUGAAUCGAGUAAUUUCCCACGACGACCACCGUUGGAAGUCGCAGCGUCGCAUGCGAGGGAACUUGUACGGUUAAUGUCUCGCGCAGAACUUGGGGCAUGCGGCUUCGCAGAUGUAGAUAAUAUCAUCCAAUAUUGACGGUGCCUACCCCUGCUGCCACGUCUGCUUCUUCUACCGGCACGAGUUUGGAUGUGGAAACGGAACGUGGAGCAGAUAAUACUCUUGCAGCAUCAACGUCGCGACAUCGCGUGCCUCAGCUAGAGUCUGCUCCACCAGCAGUUGGCUCUCUGGCUCGAUCUCACACGUACACCUAAACACAAACGAAUACAUAUACACACGCGCGAAACCCACCAAAAAGUACAUAACGUUAUGGCAAUGGAGAUGAGUAUAUGGGGAUGGCAAUUAUGCUGGCAUUAACGGUCACCGCCACCGUGUACGUGGCUGAAUAAUUGAGCAACAGUGUUUGGCGAAACGCGAAGAGAUCACGUUUCGGUUCUGUUCAGAAUGCAUACGUACGGAAAAUGUAAGAAUACCAAGAUUGAAUGCAGUUUAAGAUCAAAAUCGAGGACGAAGGUUGAGAUGCUAACUCUCGCUUUAAGAAAUGAAUGUAACAAGAACGGUAGUUGCAAACCCAAUAUUUGAAUGGAUGGAAAUUUUUUCGUUGAAGUUGUAGAUGGAGGAAGCUCCGCUAGGAGUUCCUUUUUCAUGAUGAGAUAUGAGAUCGCUGAUCAAGAUUGUAGCCGAGCAGUAAGAGAUGGAAAACAAGGUUGAAGAUGGCAGUGGAGGAAGGAAAUACGAACACAAUGAAGGAUGAUGUUUCAACACCUGCCAACCAAGACGACCCUUUUCUCGUUUCCCUUUUUAGCCCGUGAUACACCGUAAUCUCACGGUUGUUCCCUCGUUCCCUCCAUCUACAGACCUAUCAUGAUCAUAACAAGUUAUGCUUAAUUCAAUUAAUGGAUCGAUGAACACUUCAGGUAGGUCUUUCACCCAUUUUACCACAUUCUUAUAAUUUAACUCGAUUCCUCCCUUCUGUCAUUUCACUUCAUUGUUAACUUUAUUGUUCCAGCUACCGUGACAAUUUAUUUCUCUCUCUGAAUUUAUCGUUGCAUGAUACAAUUUAGAUCAUUCAAAAUUAACUUUGCACGUUGUCAUUCUAUAUCCUCUCAGACUCUACUCAACGUUUUAUAUGCUGGUACAUUAACGCCUGGUUAAGUUUGUUUUACUUGGCAACGUGAAAUUUUAGGUCCAUCGGCUCAUGAUCCCUUCCCGAAGUUCGCUUUUAUCAUUCUUACCUCUUCCACCUCUAAUCCGCCCUACUCCAUGACACUUUUCCUCGUUGAGGCUUGUUGUACAGCAUUUCCCCCUUAACGUUGCGCUACGUCGCGAAAUGGUGGGGCAUAUGGAAGCGCUACGUUACGGAGGGAAUGCUGUAUUUUGCUCUCUUUUGAUUUCAAAGUUUCAAUUCCCUGAUCGAUCCAGGUCACUUUUUUAUCUGAUGAUUAACGAGUUAACGAGAAAAGUCUCGUCGACAAUUAAUUACAUAAUUAAUCCCCGUCGAGUAUUCUGGAUAGCCUUUCUAAUCGUGUUGUCAACGAGUCGAUUUUUGUAUCAAUUGUUAGCUUUUAAAACGUAAAAGGGAGAAGAAGGUAAAAUAAGUAUAAACGACUAUUCUUCGAUUACUUGUCAUUAUUGUAAUUUAAGGUAGAAAGAUAAAAAAGGAACCGUUUCGUAGAUAAUACCGUUUCAAAUUACGUUUCACAUUCGAUCUACGUAAUCGAUAAAAUAACGACGAAGCAAUAAUUAUAAUUUUUAAAUAACCUUUUCUCUUUUCUUUUUGGUAUAUCUUUGUUUUCUUUUUUUUUUUUAAUUAUAUUAUAAAUUUUUACUAUUUUCUAUUGUUACGAAUACACUUUCGAGCCCCAUCAAUCGGAGAUUUUUUUAUCGAACAUAAUCGUCAUCGGACAACCGUUUAUGUUCUUCCGUUCGAUUUUUUAUUUUGUUUAAGAAAUAAAAAGGGUACAUAUAUCGUGCGUUAGUGAUUAUAUUGUGUGAUUACGAGGAACUUUGAAAAACAAUUCAGCGAUGAGAUCGUAAAAUUUGAUGAUUCUGAAUGAUUGUAAAAAAGAUAAGUCGAAUAUUAUGACAGUUAUACAAAGAUAAUAAAAGUUGCAUAAUUAAAGAGAACGUUGUAAAAUAUGCGGUGUUUUAUAUUUCUAUCUGUUUCUUCUAUUUCGUUGAAUGAAAACAGAAAGUGGAAAUAUUUAUCGUUUUAAUAAGCAAUUUGAAUUGUUUUAGCCAAUACCAAUGAUGUAAAAAUUGCACGAGUUGCUUGAAAAUGAAAUUUCGAUUGACGCCGGUAAAAGUGUUUCUGUGUUCAGGUAAUGAACAUUUAUUUGUUUAAAUAAAUUUUCAACAUUUUUAUACGCAACAUAGUACGAAAUCUUGUAUCCAAAUUCGAAGGACACGUUCUUUCUAAUCGCAUAAGGUGUAUAGUUAAUUAAAUCAUAGAUAAAGUAUAAUAAACAAAUGCGAGUUUUUAUUGGAGCUGAGUGACCAAAAUCUUGCUUUUUUUUACAAAGAUUAAAUUAAUAUUCUUUGAAACAUUAGCAAUUUUAAAUUGUACGUCGUAGAAUUAAUUGUUUUAGUUAAGAAGAAUCAUGAAGAAUUAAUAUUGUUGUAUAAAAUGUGUAUCGGGAAAAGCAAAUUUUUGGUAAACGGAACGAGGGAACGAUUGAGAAACAAUUUCGAACGAAACGAAAACGUGAGGAGACGAAAUAUGUGUAUAAUAAUAUAAUAAUAAUAUUAAUAAUAAUAUUAAUAAUAAUAAUAAUAACAAUAAACUAACAGUACUAAUAACGACGACGACGAUGCAAAAUUGACACUCAAUUAAUUGAAGUGAACAGAUUAAUAAUAAAAAGAAUAUAUACACAUAUAUAUACAUAAACACAUAUACGCAUUCAUAUGUGUAUGUAUGCACAUAGGUACGUCACGCUUACGUGUGUGUAUCCAUAUACGUAUAUCUAUGUAUAUGUACGAAACAAUCUUGUAUUCUACGAUAAGUAAUUGUUUUUUACAUGCGACAUAGUGUAUUAUUAUUAUUAUAUAAUACAUCAUACGUAUACAUAUACGUCUCAGUGCGUGUAUACGUGUGCAUCUAUGUAGAGGAAGUAUAUAUAAAGCAUUAUAUAUGUGUAUAAAUGAAAAACAAAAAGGAAGUAUAAACGUAUGAUUAGCGUACGCGUGAGAUUUAAGCUAAAUUUUAUUAUUAUUUUACAUGUGUGUAUAUUUAUUGGCACAUAUAUAUAUAUUGGUAUGUCUAUAUGUGUGUGUAAUUUUUCAUACGAAUAGGAUGCGUCACAGUAUGUGUUUAAGUGCCAUCGAAAAAAGAUUGUUCAAUGUCGCAUUGAAUUUUGUUUGUUUGUUUUUCUUUUUCUCGAAUUGUCAAGCCACGUUGAAGAGCUCAAUAUUUCUUGGAAGUCAACAGUACCAAAUGGUGCCGCAUUUAAAAAAAAGAAAAAAAGAGAAAGAAAAAGAUGAAAAUGGUACCACAAACAUCACGGUGUACCUCGUAUACUAAAACGGUAUUGUGCUAUUGCAACACCAUUGGUACCCCAAGUUUUGUAAUGGUAUCUCGUAAUACCGUGGUAUCAUUGAUGUACGUGUAAUAGAAUGAUACUCUAUCGCUGUGAUAUCAUUGGUACUCCGUCUACUAGAAUGGUACCCUGUCCCUGCGUUACCAUUCGUACCGAUAUAUUAGAAAUGGUACCUUGUCACUGUGGUAUCAUCGGUAUAUCCUAACGUAGUACAACGUUAAAAUUCCGUCCGGUGUCAUUAAAAUGGUACCGGACGAACGUAGCAACACUGGCACCCAUGUACUAUAAGGGUCUCUCUAUUAUUGUGAUACCAUAAAGUAGUUCACUAGUAUCGGUAGUCAAGAGACGAACGAAAUUGUUUACGGUAAUUGCUAAAAAUUGUAGUCCGAGAAGGUUCGCGUUCUUUUGAUGCCUUGUUGGAUAGUUACCAAAAAAUUGUAUUGCUCACAGAACAGUCGAAUAGCAAGCCCCCCUGCAAUAUCGUUUAUUCUGUUGUUAUCUUCCCGGAAAAGAAAACAAGUUUCGCUCCGUUCAAUUAGGGAAUUACAAGUUUAUUAGAAAAUUAUGAAGAAGAAUUUUUGUUGCUGCAGCGAAAAUAGUUCUAAAGGAAAUAAUAGCAUAUGACACUUCAUGUGACUCAUCCUGUAUACGCAGACAUAGUAUCGAAUAUAAGCGUGAAUGUGUUGAAGAGGGUGCGUGGAUGGGCGAGUGUGUACGAAUUCAUUGAUUCCAACUGUAACACGAUGGAGAUAUUUGAUGAUUUUUUUAGUGUUAAUCGUUUUUCUGUACUAUAGGUAGAGAGCCACGAAUAUCUUGCGAAUAAUACAGUAUGAUUUGGAGAUAUUGUUCGUUGAA
Megalopta genalis is the source of this 6239-nucleotide messenger RNA. The record is from RefSeq and is a predicted model, not a curated record. NCBI's taxonomy places the organism in Eukaryota, Metazoa, Arthropoda, Insecta, Hymenoptera, Halictidae.